AUGUCUGAUGAUAGUUUAUCACCAGAACCCUCACAUCCUGACCCUCCCAAGGCUUCCAAGGACACCAUAGUGACCCCUUCUUCCGUGGGUGACAAACCACAGGAAGGUGAGCGUUCACAGAAAGAAUCUCUGUCUAAUGUCGAGGAUGAGUCUUCAGAGUCUAUGGAUGACUUAGAGUUUCUAGACUUUGAGGAUGAGGAAUCUGAUGAAGAAGAAUACCUGGAAGAGGAUGAGUUUUUGGAUGAGGAAGAAUUAUUACAAAGGGAAACAUAUCUGUUUCAAGCAACAUGUAUGGAAGAGAAGAAGUCUCAGAAGCAUCUGGAAGAUGGGAUCAAUAAUGCCUUUCUGUUCUCCACCCCUCCCCCAAUAGAACUGAAGACAGAUGUCACACCAAGCCUGCUCGAUGCUAAAAUAAGGAGCCCAGUUCUAAGUGCCUCUCAAGGGACCCGUCUGUCUGUCUCUUCUCCUGGCUCUACACAUGACCUGAAGUUUACCACAUCUUCUUACUACAGUUUGCCAGGACUCUCUGUCUCCCUAAGAGAUCAGAGCAGUCAGACAGAAUGGGCCUACAAGAGCAAGUCAGGACUAUCCUUAAAAUCCAAAACAAGACUGGAUCACAAAUCCUCCAUGUUACUCUAUUCGAAAUCUGACUUGGAAGACAGCUUCCAUCAAGGGGCCUUUUGGGACACACUCAUGAAUGAACCUUUCGACAAGCGCGAAGAGGAAUCCUUUGAAUCUCUUCCCAGCACCUAUCAGUCUGUGUUUAGGGAGAUACUCCAUGAGUUGGCAAUCGAGGGUGAACUGGAAGAUGACCUGGACAUAUCCCUGAAUAAGCUGAUGGAAGGUGAAAACAGGAAGAAGCUGGGAGCCUUGUUGAAGAAAAAUUUUGAAAAGUACAGAGAAACAAUUAUGUGGAUUAUGAAGCAACGUGAAGCUAGCCAGAAAAUUCCAGAGAAGGCCAUCACCAUUACAUACCUAAUAUCAACUCUGCAACAGCCCGAGAAACCUGAGGAAAAGAUAUUAGUAAGACGUCAUUCUCUCACGAGGAGAUUACAUCUAGACCACAAAUGGGCACAGACAAGGAUGAAGGUGCAUCAAAGUGAUGGAAAAAUAGCUGCCUAUCACAGUGGGAAGAGCUUCCAUAUUUUCUUUCCUAAUGGCACAGGCCAGAUAUACUAUCCAUCAGGGAACCUGGCUCUGCUCAUCUCCUGCAAAGGAGUUGAAAAAUUUACGUAUAUUGUUCUGGAAGACUCUGUACGUAAAAAGAUCCGAGGCCUUGUUACCAACUCUGGCCAUGCCACCUUCUACAAUGAGGAUGGAGGGAUCUGGUUGAGCCUGAGCAAACUUCUGGGCUAUUACUUCCCCAAAGGCAAGCGGCAGAAGGCCUGGAACUGGUGGGACGUGGACUUGCACGUGCACGCGCCCCCUUUCAUGUGCAUCACUUUGAAACUCAACAAGUACAUCCAUGUACAGAUACGAAGCCAGGACAAGGUCAUCUUCUGCUUCAUCCCCCCCAGACAGAGACGGAUCUGUUUCAACAUGGGCACCAAGUUCAAGCUUAUUAACUCAAAAGUGCACCAAGCCUUGAUGGAGACGGUGAUCCUGGAGACAGACCCCCGCCCAACGUCAUGGAAGAUCCAAGUCCUUCUGGAGAAAAUAACUAGGAGUCUGAGUGUCCUGACACUAUCUGAUUUGGAAGACUUCAUAGCAGCCGUCCAGGUGGUGCUCAGGGACCUCUGUGCAAAGAAUCUGGUCUUAAGGCAGCCACCAAAUUGUCUCAGGCCUCCACGGCAUGUCUUGGGAAAGGAGAUACUGCAGGGCAACGCACAUACAAAGACUUUGAGAGUCAGCUUGUAG
Arvicanthis niloticus (Nile rat) is the source of this 1857-nucleotide messenger RNA. NCBI's taxonomy places the organism in Eukaryota, Metazoa, Chordata, Mammalia, Rodentia, Muridae. The record is from RefSeq and is a predicted model, not a curated record.